Molecule: messenger RNA, 654 nt
Organism: Hevea brasiliensis (rubber tree)
Lineage: Eukaryota; Viridiplantae; Streptophyta; Magnoliopsida; Malpighiales; Euphorbiaceae
Exons: 1
Coding region: 1-654 (217 amino acids)
Biological process (GO): proteolysis
Molecular function (GO): aspartic-type endopeptidase activity
Source: RefSeq, a predicted model, not a curated record
AUGGGAAUAAUACUCUACUUGUUAUUUUAUUAUUUGUUGGUGAUCCAUGCACUAUCUCAAAUAUCAUUAUAUGCAAAAUUUUUAAAGGAAAUUCUCUCUAAGAAGAGAAGACUGGAGGAUUAUGAGACUAUUGCUUUGAUAGAGGAAUGUAGCGCCAUCCUACAAAACAAGAUACCUCCAAAGCUAAAAGAUCCUGCAAGCUUCUCCAUACCUUGCCUCAUUGAUAAUAUGAACAUAGACAAGGCCCUCUGUGAUCUUGGUGUUAGUGUGAGCCUAAUGUCCCUGUCCAUAUGCCAAAAGCUGAAUGUUGGAGAACUUAGACCAACCACUAUCUCAUUACAAUUAGCAGAUAGAUCUAUUAAAUAUCUAGUUGGUAUCUUGGAGAACAUCCCUAUCAAGGUAGGAAAAUUUUUUAUUCCUAUAGAUUUUGUAGUCCUGGAGAUAGAAGAAGAUGUUCAAAUUUUCAUAAUAUUGGGAAAGCCAUUCUUAGAAAUCGUCGAAGCUAUUAUAGAUGUCAAAAAUAGGCGGUUAACUCUCAAAUUGGGAGAUAAAAAAGUGAAAUUUAACCUGUUCAGAGCAAUGAAGCAUAAAUCUAAAUCUAAUGAAUGUUUAAAGGUUGAUAUCACAGACAAGCUUAUAGAGGAGAAAUUUUAA